GCGCGACUUGUCCGGACACAGGGGCUCGUUGCCCGUGUCCCUUCCCGUCCCAUCCCAUCCCAUCCCGUCUUGUCUGCUUUGAUUAUGCCAGCGCCCCGGUUGUCCUACAGAAGCAGGCCCCACUACACACUAACAUGCCUACACGAAGCGUCUUCUCCCCCUCAAUCGCCCACUCGGCCGCUCUAUUCGCUGGCUCCCUACCCGCGGAAUCUGCAGUUCCUCUCCGCUAGCCAGUACCUGCUGGAGGUGGUUAGUCGCCCCGAUCGUAGAUCAUCACUUCAUACCUUGUCUACAGAGCGAAGUAUGAGAAGUGGAGGAGAACGCUUGUCUGAGAGGCUUGGAGAAAGUGAACGUAUAUUGCAAAAACCACGCUUUCCCUCCACUUGA
This is a messenger RNA of Protopolystoma xenopodis, 387 nucleotides long. The record is from the annotation of a GenBank genome assembly. NCBI's taxonomy places the organism in Eukaryota, Metazoa, Platyhelminthes, Monogenea, Polystomatidea, Polystomatidae.